This is a messenger RNA of Lactuca virosa, 1063 nucleotides long. NCBI's taxonomy places the organism in Eukaryota, Viridiplantae, Streptophyta, Magnoliopsida, Asterales, Asteraceae. The record is from the annotation of a GenBank genome assembly.
GUAUUAUUUUAGUGAAUAACAUACAGGAUAUUUUUCCUUAAUAGCUCAAUAAAAUUUUGGCACGUCUCAUAAUUAUCAUCAGCCGAAGAGGCUUCGGGUUCUCUCCAUCCUAGGGUUUGUACGCGUCACUUUUUCGAUCAUCAUUUCCCAGUGUAACUAUAAAUUCCGCAUUCUUCUUGGCGACUAACAAUAACCAUUUCUCCAAUUCUUCCCCUACAACCCCUCGCAAUCUUCUCACUUUCUCACUUGAAACUCCGAAGAGAUGGCUGUCAUUACUUUCUCUGAUCUUCACACCGAGGCUGGCCUCAGAUUCCUCGAAUCCUUCCUCUCCGGGAAGACAUACAUCUCCGGGAAUCAAAUUACAAAGGAUGAUGUGAAGGUUUACGCUGCUGUUUUGGAAAAACCCAAUGCAGAUCUCUAUCCCUCUGCCAGCAAGUGGUACGACUGCGUUGCUUCGAAACUUGCAACAAGUUUCCCUGGUAAAGCAGCUGGGGUGAGAAUUUCUGCCCAAGCUCCAUCAGCAGAAGCUGCUCUUGUCAAUGGAGCUGUCAAUGGAGUUACCAAUGGAGUUGCCAAGGAAGAUGCUGCUGACGAGGACGAUGACCUGGAUCUCUUUGGUGACGAGACAGAGGAGGAAAAGAAGGCAGCUGAAGCACGUGAUCAAGCAAAAGCAUCAACAAAGAAGAAAGAAAGUGGCAAAUCAUCUGUUCUUAUGGAUGUAAAGCCAUGGGAUGAUGAGACAGACAUGAAGAAGCUUGAGGAAGCUGUUCGCAGUGUUGAAAUGGAAGGACUUUUGUGGGGUGCAUCAAAACUUGUACCAGUUGGGUAUGGGAUCAAGAAGCUGACGAUUAUGAUGACGAUUGUGGAUGAUCUUGUUUCGGUGGAUACUCUGAUAGAGGAGCGGCUUACAGUGGAGCCCAUCAAUGAGUAUGUGCAGAGUUGUGACAUUGUUGCCUUCAACAAAAUCUAAAAUUUUGCAUGCUAUCAUUUGAUUUGCAACAAUUUUUGCUUCAAUUACUUUUUGGGGGUUUUAAUUUCAUUAAUUACUUUGGAUUUGGUUUUU